Messenger RNA from Macrosiphum euphorbiae (potato aphid), 1608 nucleotides. The record is from the annotation of a GenBank genome assembly. Lineage: Eukaryota; Metazoa; Arthropoda; Insecta; Hemiptera; Aphididae.
AUGGACUGGACAUCGGAAAAGUGGAAACGAAUAAAAGAUUCGUUAAGACCGAACUGGCGGGCGGGUGACAGGGAUCCUGCUGCCUGGCCAGAUUUAUCAAUCUGCCUUGGUGAUACUAUUUUGAACAAUCUUUUAGAUUGGAUUAAAAUUCAUUAUGAAAAUGCUGAAAAUCAAGCAUCAGUAAUUACAGAAAAUAAAAUUGCUUAUUUAACUGAUGAACAUGUAGAAGAAAAGUUUACUUUUUAUUGGGAUACUGUUAUUGGACUAGUAUUACAAAGAAACAUUGACACGGCCAGACUGUUAUUGUCCAACCACUCUCAAAGUGACACUGAACCAUUUAUUCACGCAAUAAAAAUAUUUAAAUCUAUGCCUACUUAUAGUAUAUAUGGUGGCCUGCCAAUUGCAGAAUAUACAUCUAGAUUCAAGGGCUGGCAAUCAAGUGCAAAAUCCAAAUUAGAAUGUGGUAUAUUCUUAUCAGAUUCAAAUCUUAAUGAUGUUAUGAAGAUUAUUUGCGGAGACCCGGAUUCUACGAGUUUGAUCCGCAGUCACUGUUCAACAUGGUUUCAAUUUCUUGUCGCUCAACUUAUAUAUACAGAUCCUACUGUAAAAAAACAUAGCUUAAGCUUAUAUGCUCAUCGUAGCGUUGCUAAAUAUUAUGAAGAAUCCGAGUAUAAUCAUAUGGAUACACUUGCUUUAGAUUUGUUUGAUGGAGAUCUAGAAGGGUUUGUAAAAAAAUUGAAAUCCUAUCCUGAUUCUGGAUGGUCAUCUACUCAUUUGACUAAUUUGUUACAUCUGUGUGAUAAAAUUGAACCAGAGUUUGACAUGUCUGAAGAAGUAGAAAAUACAAAUCCAAAUGAACAGUAUCUCCUUGAUUAUGGAACAUUUCUCAUGACUCAUCACUCAUUGUGGCAAGCUGGUGUCACUUACUUAGAUUACUGUUCAGCUGUAGGUAAAGAACAUCUAUCAAUGUUGUUGUCAAAGUUAGAAAUAACAUCAGAUUUGAGAGUGUCAAAAAUUUUACAUUAUGCAACAGCCAGGCGCUUACAUAAUGUUGUUUCUAGUGUUUGUAAAGUAAAAGGAAUGCUAAGCUUACAAAAAUCAGGAAUUGGUGAAGCUCUGUGUUGGGCAAUAAGAGGGCAAGACAGCGCUUUUGCCACUCAUUUAGGUGAUCUAUACUUGAAAGAAUAUGUUAAAGGUGGAUCCUUUGCUUGUCCAGAUAUACUGGACAAUUUAGGAUCAAUUGUUGUCACCUGUGAUCGUUUUAUGUUUAUUGGAAAGUAUAUACAAUUUCUUAAACUCGCUACGGGUAAUAAACUCAACGAGGCCGCAUUAUUGUACAUAGAACUCUUAAGAUCUAAUAUUUGUCCAAAUUAUUUUAGACUAACAUUAUUAAUGGAUGUUCUAAUGUUCAACGACAAUAGUAAUGAGUGUUACUUUAAUAUCGCUGACAUGUCUUUAAUUGCAAUGCGCUUGGAUGAUGCCAUUACAGAAUGGAAUGAAGACAAUGAAUCUGACAAUCAGUAUUUAUUAAGCAAAGUGUUUAAUAUUCGUCAAGGUAUUGUUAAACUAGUGUCUAUCAGUUUAAUAGGAAAAAAAAUUAUUGUGUAA